This is a messenger RNA of Dentiscutata erythropus, 276 nucleotides long. The record is from the annotation of a GenBank genome assembly. NCBI's taxonomy places the organism in Eukaryota, Fungi, Glomeromycota, Glomeromycetes, Diversisporales, Gigasporaceae.
AUGAGUGAGGUAAAUGGCUGGGCUCUAUAUUAUAUCCUCACCAAAGAAACAUGGUGGCUGGGCUCUAUAUUUAUGUUUCCGGAGCAUAAAUAUAUCCUCACCAUCUUUGUUUUGCUAUAUUCAAAUACACUGGCCGAGCACUGUAUUUUAAAUAUAUCUUUGCCAGUUAAGGCAAAACUAUUAAGAAUGUAUAAUUUAGCAAAAGAAGGAAAAGGUGCUGAAGAAUUUUAUGAUACCAUGUCAAAAGUUAAUAAAGCUAUAAAAAAUAUUUCAAAU